Molecule: messenger RNA, 1577 nt
Organism: Labrus mixtus (cuckoo wrasse)
Lineage: Eukaryota; Metazoa; Chordata; Actinopteri; Labriformes; Labridae
Product: C2 calcium-dependent domain-containing protein 4C
Exons: 2
Coding region: 212-1471 (419 amino acids)
Source: RefSeq, a predicted model, not a curated record
CAUUGGUCAGCUGCAGCCUGAAGCUGUGUAUAAAGCGCGUGCCAGGAGUUCUGGAGCUGAGAGCGCGUGAGGGCGCAGAGCGGCGCGCGGAGAGAAAACACCUGUUACUGACUGAGCAAGCGGACAAAGAGGAGCGUGUGCUUUCCACUAGUGCUACACACCUGACUACAACUACUUCACACACCCACACAUCCCACUGUCAGGUGGGACCAUGUGGGUCCUGGAUAAGAUCCGAGACUCGGUGGAGACUGGCAUGCUGCGACAAGGAGAAAACGGAGACAAGAAAGGUGUAACUUCGUCCUACAGCAACGUCCUCACCCCUGACAAAAUCCCAGACUUCUUCAUUCCCCCAAAGCUGGUCAGCAGCCCUCCAGAACCUGAGAUUCCUAACAUAAAGCUCAGUGAAGGGUUGCAACCCUCAACUUCUGAGCAAACUAUCAGUAUUGGGAAGAAGAUCAGCAGCCCAAGAAGUCCACGUCUAGUCGCCAAAAUCGCAGGAGACACCAAGAACUUGCUGAAAGCAGCAAACCGUCACAUCAUCCAGAUAGAAAGUGCAGACGAUGUUGUGACUGGAGACACCAAUGCAGACCCUCAGUCGCAGACCGCAAUGUCACUGCCUUAUGUCCCCAAGACUCACACACCUUAUGGCUUUGCAACUUUGAAGGAAAGCCCCCACACUCGUCGUAAAGAGUCGCUGUUCCACUGUGAGCACACCAGUCCCAUCACCUCUCCAAACACCCAGAGGAAGACCCAGGGAAGAGGCAGCGAAGGAGGAAACCACCUGAAUCCCGCCGACUUCAACACCUCUCACAUGAAUCCUUAUCGAUACUUCAGCGGUGGGGAGAGUGACACCUGCUCCUCGGCUGAGUCCUCUCCCUUUAGCUCUCCAUUACUCUCCCGCUCUGCCUCCCUGCUCAAGAUCUUCACCCAUGAGACACAGGCCAAAGUGGUGAAAGCCAAGCGGACAUUCGCUCGCCACAGCUCGCUCUCCACUGAUGAGUGCAGCUCAGCCGAGCCAAGCCCUAAUGUCCAGCGACGGCUUAAUGUACCCUCUGUGCACGGCGGCGCAGGAGUUUCAGACAGCAAGCUCCAUCGAGAGCACACCAUCAGCCUGCACAAAGGAGGGACAAUGAGGAUAAGUGCCAACUACGACUCCAGCACUUCCCGUCUGCUCAUCCGGGUCCUCGCUGCAGAGAGUCUUUACGACAAGCACUUUGACAUCAAGAGCAUCAACUGCUGCGUGUCCAUCUACCUGAACCCGGGAAAGCUGCAGAAGCAAAGGAGCAACAUCAUCAAGAAUAGUCGUAACCCAGUCUUCAAUGAGGACUUCUUCUUUGACUCUAUAAGCUCAGUGCAGGUGAAGAACCUGUCCAUGAAGUUUAAGGUGGUUAACAAAGGUACUAGCCUGAAGAGGGACACACUGCUGGGACAGAGAGAGUUGCCGCUGACAAAGCUGCUCUCUGGGCUUUAAAGUCACAGGACCUGGAGGUCAAAUAAGGCAAAAGCAAGAACACUGACAUUAGAUGUUUGCACUGUUUGUGGUUGUUGUUGUUGUUUUUUUUAUAUACAAAAACAGC